Molecule: messenger RNA, 2649 nt
Organism: Osmerus eperlanus (European smelt)
Lineage: Eukaryota; Metazoa; Chordata; Actinopteri; Osmeriformes; Osmeridae
Product: interleukin-1 receptor accessory protein
Exons: 12
Coding region: 210-2006 (598 amino acids)
Biological process (GO): signal transduction
Molecular function (GO): interleukin-1 receptor activity
Source: RefSeq, a predicted model, not a curated record
AUCCUUUAAAGCUAAAAGAUAAAUGCAGUAGGCCUAUCAGUUGAAGUCGGUUCUCAGACAGACAUUAACUCUAUUGGCAGUUCUGUCUUAUCCGGUUUAGAUGUAGAAUAGCCCCUUCGAGUUUCAAGCAUUGGGCGUUCGAUCAGUAGCCUUCUGGCGUAUUGCCGUUAAGAGAAACAUCCGUAACUGUUGGAGCUGGACUCCUGAUAAUGGGAUUCUUCAUCAUAGCUCUCCUGUCUCUCUCUGCCACUUUUCUGGCUGUAGGUGGAGACACCCCAGAUGUCACUCAAUCAGUGGCCUCUCCUGUUCCUCCAUGCCAUGACUGGGGGGAGUCAAGAGAAGGAGCAGUGCAAGUCCUGGAAGGAGAGGCCGGUUGGCUGGACUGCCCUCUCUUCUCUCAUCCCACCAUCUAUAACUAUAGUUCAGCCGUGGCAGCAGGCCUUAACCUGGUGUGGUACCACAUGGCUGCAGGGCAGGACCUGGAGCAGCCGUUAGACUUCCACCAGCCUGACCACAGGCUGAGCAAGGAGAGAGACAGGCUGUGGCUGGAGCCCGUCAUCUCUCAGGACACUGGCCAGUACCUCUGCAUGCUACGAAACAAGACAUCUUGUGCUAAAAUUGCUGUACGUCUUGAGGUGAAACCCCAUUCUCAGAACCCUGGGUGUGAGGUAGCCUCUACCGUGUCCUCUCAGCCAGUCGUCAUCCCGAUACAGGAGGGGAAGACCCUUAGCUGCCCAGACGUGCCCAGCACCAAACACUCAGUCCUCUGGUUCUACGUAUCUACACACCCCUCUCAGGAGUGUAAGAUGUAUCCUUUUUGGGAUAAAGAUCGUGAGGUCCAGGGUAACAACCUGGUGGUGCACAACAUGCUAGAGCUGUACCAGGGACAUUACUACUGUGUGGUGACCUAUGAGAGCAAAGGAAAAAUCAUGAACUUCACCAGGAUGAUCAACGUUACUGCAGUGUCUCCCUCCGGUUUACCCAAAGAGCCCAUGAUACUCAACCCUGACAAGAAGCAGGUCUUUACAGUUAAACUGGGCUCGGAUGUAUAUCUCAAGUGCAAAGUGAAGUUCCCCUACUUAGAGGGGUCCAAGGACAUGUGGUGGACCAUCGAUGGGAAGGCUGUGGAUAACCUAGACCCACGCAUCACCUCCAAAUCAGAGCAGGUGUCUUAUUUUUUCGGUGAUGUGGAUAUGGAGGAUGUACUACGUAUCAGAGAUUUCAACUCUGAGGACCUGACCAGAGAAUACAACUGCUCUGCUCGCAACCAGAGAGGCUCCUCUACUUGUAGAGCAGUGCUGGAGGAGGAGGUGUACCUGCCGUACGUGGAGCUGGGCUGUGGUCUGGGCGUGACCCUGUUUGUCAUGCUGGGUCUGUUCCUGGUGUAUCAAGUGUUCUGGCUGGAGCUGCUGCUUCUCUACCGCUCCUGGUUCGGCACGGACGAACGUUUCACAGACGAUAAGGAAUACGACAUCUACAUCUCAUACGCCAGAAACAGUGAGGAGGAACAUUUUGUCCUCAUGACCUUACGCCGGGUCCUGGAGAACGAACUGGGAUACUCGGUCUGCAUCUUUGACAGGGACAGCCUUCCUGGAGGGACCAUCACAGAUGAGACGUUGAGUUUUGUGGAUCGCAGUCGGCGUCUCCUCGUGGUUCUGAGUCCAGGCUAUGGACAGCAAGGGACCCAGGCCCUGCUGGAGCUCAAGGCUGGGCUGGACAGCAUGGCCUGGGGGGGUCAGCUGCGGGUCAUCCUGCUGCAGUACAAGCCUCUAAACCGGGACUCCUGGGUUCGAGAGCUGAGGCGGGCUAGGUUGGCCCUGGUGCUUGUUCGCUGGCAGGGGGACAAGUCUAUCAGUCUGUCUUCCAGGUUCUGGAAGCGUCUUCGUUUAGAGCUUCCGGUCAGGAGGAUGAAAAGCAUGAAGCCGUGUGAAGGCAGUGUCGUGCCGCAAAAAGACACGCCGCAACACAUACAGAGAGAACACAACGCCGUAUAUUACACUUUGUGAAACUAACACGGGGCGAUCUUCACAAACCAGUUGUGUAAUGUUAAAUAAUUCAUUUCACUUUUAUAUCCACAUUGUGUUUAUCAUAAAUGUUUGCCAUUUGUGUUUAGUAGUUUUUUUAUUUGAUUGUUGUAUUAUUUCACGGUCACUUGUUUUGUCAUUUUUUAUAAUGUUUUUUUGCAUUCAACUUAAACUGCAAAGCAUUUUUAUGCCACACAUUUCUAAAUGUAAGGAAACAGGAUUACAUAGUUUUCUUGAAAUACUGCAUCUCAAGCUGCCUUAAUUAGAGUUGCUGUGAAAGGUUGCUGUAAAACUAAAAGCAGAUCAAAGCAGCUAAGAUCCAGUGACAUAUCCACCUAAAUUACUCAUUCACUUUUUUCUUAUUUGUACUUUUUCAUAGUUUGUACAUAUGUUGACAUUUGUGUAACAUUUACAUAUCAAAAAAAGAUUUUGUAGCGAUGAUAUUCAGUAGUGUACAGCAGUCUUAAGUACCCAAGAUUUUUACAUUCAUAUUGUCUUUUAUAUAUUAUUUUUGUAUAUUUUGUAUUUGUGCAGCAGUAAGAGCAAUUUCGUUUUUUUUCAUUGUCUUUUCAUUUCAUUAUUUCUCAAAGCAUUUUUGGUUAAAUUACACAAUAAUAAAAAAUUG